CGUCGUCAGCUCCGUCAUCCGCGAAAGACAGGGCUGAAUCUUUGACGAAACGAGCCAACUAAACGGGGGGGAUAAAUCAGCGUAAUCGAGGAAAUAGAGGAGAAUCCGCGUUGAAACGGUCCUCGAUUCGAACCAUCGAAAAGAAUCCCUGUCGAGAGUCUCCGGUUAACCAAGGGACAUCGGUCUAGGUGUUCUGGCUGAUGUAGUGACAUAUCGGUGGUAGUGCAUGAGUGCGAGUGCGUAGGGUGGAGGUAAGCAGCGGAGCGAAGGCCAGUCGACGAGCUUCGAGGUUCGUAUUUUCCUCCGUAGCGGAAGCUGGAGGUCGCGAGUACACGCUUUAAGGGCAUCGAAUCGCGCGAGAUUCGAUAAGAAACCGCGAAACAACAUCGAAAAUUGACCGGUGCUACGCUGGAGUGGUACCGAAGAGACGUGUCGAAGCGUCUGGAGGGUGAACGAGCGCGCGAGGGUGCACUGGUAGGAGAGUAUACUGCAGCGUUUCAGGAACCGAGCGUGGUGAAUCGUCGAUCGAAAAGUCCAAGUGGAAGUCACGGAAUAGAGGGUGCCCGAGGAGUCGCAAUCGCAAUGGCGCCGAACGCGACUACUCCUACGAGGAGCUUAGUUUUCCUCGGAUUCGAUGGUGGUUGGGCGCCCGCCAAAUUCACGUGAGCCCACCCCAUGCUACUCGAAUCGCUGCCGUCCUCGUCACCUCGUGAUCGAACCGAUUCCAGAUCCGGACUCCUCCUCGCGGUCCUUGUUCCAUCGAGGCCAAUUCCCUCGCGAUCACGUCGCUUCCUUCUCGUCGCCUCCUCCCAUGCGGCGAACGCGGACCAUCGCGCGACCACCAUGAAAAGGAUCCGCAAGAGGCAGCCGCAGAAAAUCAAGGACCGGUCGUGUCAGUGACACAGUGCGUGCAUGUGCGACACCCGAGCGAAGGCCGAGUUUCCUAGUGGACUCCUACACCGUAUUCGUAUUCGUCCACGUCGAAGGGAACGAGGAUCUUCCUUCCCUUCGACGACUCGGUGAUCCGGUCGCCUCGCGAUCGCGCGAGUGAUCGUCAUGCCGCGAACGCACGGGAUUCGCGUCGCGAACGGAGAACGAGUCACUUUGGUGAAGUGAUCGCGUCGGACGGAACCGAACGAGAAACCGAGGAACCGGACGGACCGGAUACGAGACCCGUGGAAAUAGCUGAAAGAAACGACCGAGCAAGAACCUCGGGCUGGGUGGGGGUGGCUGGAGGGCGAAAGGCGGAAGGCGAAAGACGGAAGGAAGCCAAGGAAGCGUGUUUUUAUAGGAUAAUCUAGCAACCUGGCGGACCAGGAAGAAAGUGGCUCGGCGACGAUGCAGGGCAAGGAGAGCCCCGUCGGGUCCAACACCCAGGAGACGACCCAUCAGUAUGUCGGCCCUUAUCGGCUCGAGAAAACCUUGGGAAAGGGGCAAACCGGAUUAGUGAAACUUGGGGUCCACUGCGUGUUGGGCAAGAAGGUGGCGAUAAAAAUCAUCAACAGGGAAAAGCUGUCGGAAUCCGUGCUGAUGAAGGUAGAGAGAGAGAUCGCGAUUAUGAAAUUAAUCGAUCAUCCUCACGUGCUUGGCCUUUCGGACGUAUACGAGAACAAGAAAUAUUUAUAUCUUGUUCUGGAACACGUAUCGGGCGGGGAACUGUUCGACUAUUUAGUGAAAAAGAGUAGACUAACGCCAAAGGAAGCGAGAAGAUUUUUUCGACAAAUAAUUUCCGCGUUAGAUUUUUGCCAUAGUCAUAGUAUAUGUCAUAGAGAUUUGAAGCCUGAAAACUUGCUGCUAGACGAGAAGAACAACAUUAAGAUCGCGGAUUUCGGAAUGGCGUCGUUGCAACCCGCGGGUUCCAUGUUGGAGACCAGCUGCGGAUCUCCUCAUUACGCCUGCCCCGAAGUUAUUCGAGGUGAGAAAUACGACGGCAGGAAGGCGGACGUAUGGUCGUGCGGGGUGAUACUUUACGCGCUUCUGGUAGGCGCGUUGCCCUUCGACGACGACAAUUUGAGAAAGCUGCUGGAGAAAGUGAAGCGCGGUGUGUUCUACAUUCCGCACUUUGUGCCGCCCGAGUGUCAGAAUCUGCUCAAGGGAAUGAUCGAGGUCGAUCCGGAUAAGAGAUUAACGCUGGCGGAGAUAAACAGGCACGUGUGGGUGACAGCGGCGGGCAAGGGCGAGUUAGAGUUAGAACUGUCGAUGAUGGACGUUGUGCAGACCCACGUUAUUCCGUCCGUGGACGCAAUCGAUCCGGACGUGUUGCAGGCGAUCGCUAGCCUAGGCUGCUUCAAAGAGCGGGACAAACUUAUCCAAGAACUGCUCAGCCCAAACCACAACACGGAGAAGGUGAUUUACUUUCUGUUGCUCGAGAGGAAACGAAGAAGACCGGCGUGCGAGGACGAGCUGGAGGUAAUGAGAGGAGGCGUCAGGGGAUCUACGGGACAAUUGGAAGCGGAUCCUCCUAGGAAACGAGUCGACACGUGCCGAGUCAACGGCAGCACGGCCCUCAAUCUCGGCGAAAUUAGCCACGGCUCACCUUUGACUCCUAGAAGACAGUCGAGCGCGAGACACCACGCUCGUCGAUCGCCGAGCACAGGAUGCCACACGCACGCGUCCCAUUCGCACGCGUCAACGCCGGGCAGUUCGCCGUUGCACGGCUCGAACGCCGUGGCAGGACUCCUGAGUCCUCACAGGACUCCUCCGAGCUCGCAUCUGAUCGUAAGUCAGACGGGAAGCCCUCACAGACUGUCGGCUAUCACGACCACUGCGGGCAACGGAAACACGACCAGUCCGGCUGUUGCAGCUCCGGUUCCGACAUUGCCCAACGUGGGAAUAGAAAUAAACGAUGUCCAACAGGUAGUCGCGGUCGGUGUUACACCGCCAGGAUCACCGCACACGGGAGCUGGUUCCGGCGCCCAUCACUGGAGAUCGAGGCUAACCACCAUCAAGAAUUCGUUCCUGGGUAGCCCUCGAUUUCAUCGCCGCAAACUGCUCACAAGUACCGAGGAGGUACACCUCACGCCGGAUUCAUCUCCGGAACUUACGAAGAAAUCGUGGUUCGGCAGCCUGAUGACUACGGAGAAAGACGAAACGUUCACCGUUCUCGUUAAGGGGAAGGUAUUGGCCAGCGUCAAAGCCGACUUGAUUCACGCUUUCUUAUCGAUAGCGGAGUUGUCUCACAGCGUCAUCUCGCCGAUGUCCUUCAAAGUGGAAUACAAACGAGGAAGCACGGGACCCGCGAUGUUCCAAAGACAAGUGCGUUUUCAAGUGGAAAUCAGCGCCAUUUCGAAACAACCGAGCGAACCGUUAUUCGCCAUUACCUUUACCCUGCUAAGCGGUAAUAUUCGAAGAUUUAGGAGGGUUUGCGAGCACAUUCAGUCGCAGGUCUGCUCGCGAAACGUAGGAUUGAGCUUAGGAGGACAGAGCAGACCGGCACCGCCGAGUCCACGAGCCUCGAGAAAGUUUGCUACGGAAAUGAGCGAAAGUUCCAGUUGCGGCAGCGACACCAGCGAACGACUGUUCGUCAGCCCGCAUCCAGCUACCAGACAGGUAGUCUGUUUCAACAAGAUCGACUCCGACAUGGAGUCCGACACGUCCGUAUUCGACGUGAAGUCGCCGACACGCGAGAACGGCCGUCGAAGUUCCACGUCGACGAACAAUAAUAACCCGUUACCAGGUGACGUGACGCCAACACCGGGAAGCCCGACGAAGGCGGUGCGCAGCAACUCGGAGAGCCAAAACACUCCGGAGAAGAAAUGCGUGACCACGAUGAGCGGCAACAACAUAGCGUGAUACUACCAGAACUUUCGUUUCGAGUUUCGAUCCAGCCUGAAGAACCUGUGGGACAGCGCCCAGAGAUUCUGGUGAAUCUAGAAUUUGACGCGGCGAACGCGAUCCAGUGACGAUCGACGCCGAAGAAACGUGGAGAAUCCUGAAACGAUGCUUCGGCCGAGAGCGAGCAAACUUUCGCGGCGAAUCGAUCGAUCGACAUAGUCGUUUCGCCGUCGAAACCGAAACCGAACGCGAAGCAAGUUGUACGAUCGGCGGAGUGAAAGGUUAAGUUUGAAACGGAGAAGACGAACGACGAGGUGGAACGAGCUUGGGUCGAGGUUCGUCUCUAGCGAUGCAAGAGUGAGAAAAUCGGCGGGAAACGUUCGCGAAGAUAGCUUUCGGGAACCGUGGAGAGAUCUCGGUUCCGAUUUCCGGCCGCAUCUCGUGUGCACAAAAUAUUCGACUAGAAACCGACGACGACCAAGAUAAACGUGUGCCGGAACGUGGAUCGUUCGCCUUUCGCGUCUCGUUUUCCAGUGAUAAUCGCGUUCGAUUCGCGAAAUCGAACUUGACGCGAAUGUGAAGUGCAAUAGUGACGUUGAUAUCAGUGUACACCGGAUCGUGUCGUUGUAAGAGUGUUUUACUUGGUACGUAUUAUCCUGUUGUGUACCACCAAUUAACGAUUUCGUUCUCGUAGUAUGUAAACGACGAAAGGACAGUUGAGGCCGGAGAAGUUAAAUGGAGAUCAACGUUUGCGUAUUUUUCUAUUCGCGUCUUAAACACAUCCCACGAACAGGUAAUGAACGUUCGUUGGUGGAUAAGAUCGAUUAUACCAGGCGUUGAAAAUUUUGAAACCGAGUGUAAUUGUUCUUAUCGACCAAACGCGACGAUUUUCACGAAAUUCUCUCGGUUUUCGUUGAAUGAGCGCGCGAAAUUUUACGUUGAAACUCGCCGACGCCAGUUUUCUAAUCAAUUAACCUCUCCGGAAAUUAAAGCUUUAGAAUUGUUCCCGCUUUUCGUCGAGGGGGGUUCUGUUUGUUAUAGGUAUGGAUUAAUUGCAUCGUUACGCGAUUCUUUAGACGACUUUGUUGCAUAUGCGUUAAGUUUCAAAACUAUCGAUUCCAUCGCGAACGAUUCUGUUUCAUUGGCUCGAACUGUCUUCUCGAUUUUCUCGUCGCUUCAGAAAUCGAAAAUGCGUCGUAAAACGUCGAUUAUCCGAACGUCGAUCGAUGGAAAACUCGAUUACCGAAAGAAAAUGAAAAUAAAUAAUAAAUGGGACGAAUCGAAUACGCCGAAUUAGAGAAAUUUCACCCGUGUACCUCUUUCGAAAGUAUUCCCGAGAAACGCUUAUCGCAAAAAGUUUCUGUUACGUUGCAUAAUAAACGUACAUAUAUGUAUAAUACAGUAUACGAUCUCUCCUAUUCUCCCCUCAUACGUUUCCGACGCACGUUCUCCUAUAUUACGCAAAAACAAAAUCCUUUCUCCGUUUACGUCGGAAAAUCGAUGUUUUAUUACGUACAGCGAAGAGCCGGAUAUGCCUUAUAUACGCGAGAACACGCCAUACUCGAUUCCGAUCCGCCUUAAUCGAGCAGUUGGCCGCCAAGUAACGCGAGCAACGUUCCACUAAAUCGUACGAAACAUGAAUUUUUGAUAAACGCAGCUUCCCGACCGUGGAGUGAGAAUGGAAACUCGAGCAAAGUAUCGUCUGCGAUUAACGUUUACAGCGACGCUAUUUUUACACCCUCCUUGCAAUAAAAAUAGAACUUUCUAGCGUAUUUAGUGCUAAAAGAAUGCGCGCAGUUCUCGAUACUCGGCCACCAAUAUUUUCCAUUCUCAUCCUGCGUGAUUAGGUUUACGUGACAGAGAAUUUCAAUUUUAUUUCGAAGCGGUCCUCGUUGAAAUCGAAACGUCGAACCUUCGGGGAACGAACGAAUUUUCGAGUCGCGAAUCAUCAAAUUUACCACCUUGUUCUCGGUGACUCUCGUACCGAAACGCGUUACGACGAAGCCGUAGCCAGUUCUUGUUUACAGCUACUACAUCCGUAAAUGAGAUAACGUUAUCGUAACUUUCGUAAAACGCGUAACGGUGAGAAAGAACAAAAAAGACACUACUAACGAGAACAAACGGGUUGAAAAUAAAAGAAAUUCACUCCCGACGCAGCGAUCGCGUCGAGAGAUUUAUUUUUUGCACGCACGAGGAAAACAUUUCAAAAGACUAAUAUA
This is a messenger RNA of Hylaeus anthracinus, 5993 nucleotides long. RefSeq names its product serine/threonine-protein kinase BRSK2 (gene sff). Bases 1339 to 3792 code for a protein of 817 amino acids. Gene Ontology annotation, molecular function: tau-protein kinase activity; protein serine/threonine kinase activity; ATP binding. NCBI's taxonomy places the organism in Eukaryota, Metazoa, Arthropoda, Insecta, Hymenoptera, Colletidae. The transcript has 13 exons. The record is from RefSeq and is a predicted model, not a curated record. Gene Ontology annotation, cellular component: cytoplasm. Gene Ontology annotation, biological process: microtubule cytoskeleton organization; protein phosphorylation; intracellular signal transduction.